AUGACUUUGAGGAAGGCGUCCAAGAACGCGUACAAAAGUGUCGGAAUCCUGACCGCUUACAUCCACAAAUGCAUUGUAGACAUUAAAGACAACCAGGUUUAUUUUGAUAUUGUCAAUAAUGUCGAGGAAGCAUGUGAAGGGUUAGCCAAUGGAAAACCUAUAGGGCAGAGAAUAAGAGACAUGAUAAGCCUGCAGCUCUGUUGCGGAAAGAAGGUAAACUGUCUCGUAUCAUUGUCAAAAGUUGCCCGCAAUGUUUGUCAAUUAAAACCUGGUAUGCAAAUAUUAAUUUAUUACCGUUUUUAUUAUUGGAGUCGGCAUGCAAACACUCUACACCUUUCCGGUACCGGUAUUGAGGUUUUAAGUAGUGAACUUUUGUCAUUAUACUUUUCUAUACUCGAAAAAGUAAGUCCCAAGAUUCAAGAAUUAUUUUGCAAUGUCGUCGGUUUAUAUUUAUAUGCGAAAUAAUCCAUAAUUGUGAAUAACACAAUAAUAUUUACAACAAAUAUAUUUUCAAAAGUAUUCUUCUAUGUUGGCGACCUAUGUUUUUUUUUCACUCUGUUUAUGUCAAAUUUUAUGACUAUAAAUAGUAAUACCUGUAUGUUUUUUAUAGUGGCAACAGAAAAGAAUGACAGAUUUGGUAUGUAAUAAACACCAUAACUUGUUCGGACUUUGGACCAGUAAAUAUACUAGUCAGUAAACGUUGUCCUUGAUUUUCAUGGUAACCAAAUUUACAUACCAUAUGUGGUAUGGUUGCAUUUAUAUAACCAUAUGGUUGCAUUAAAACAAAUUGCUUUGUUUUAGAACCCGAUGAUGACAUGCCUCCUGCAGAGUUGGAAUAUAAGGAAGAAGAGGAUAAGAAAGGUACAUUUAAUGAUUUUGAUCAUAUAUAUAGUAUUAUAAGACUGAUCAGAAAUGCAGUUACCCAUGUGACUUUUUUUCUGAUCACCAAGCCAAAGCAUGCAAAGCAAGCAAGUAUGCACUUUUCACAAUCAAUUGUCAAUUUUAAUAGUAAUGUUAACCCUUUAAGCGGCAAUGCACUGAGGCGAGCCCUACCUUUUUAAUGUACUGUAACACCAGAUGAUUUUGUUGAUGUCAAGGGGAACACCCAGUCGACGGAUAAUCACAUGAUUGGCUAAUGCAUCCUAUUAAUCUUUUACAUGGUAAUGUGCCUUACUUUACUCUAAGUGCCAGAUGAUUUUACUUGUCAAGUGGAGAGUGCUGCCACUCAAUGUGUUAAGGAUGUAAUUAAGAUCCUGUCUAAAAUUUAGUUCUGCCAUAUUGUAUAAUUUGAUAAUAUGAAUCAAUUAAUUUUGCUUCAUCUGGUUAGGCAACUAGAAAUUCUAUUCUAAUGUUGUUCUAAUUGCUAUUUAUUUAAAAAAAUGUAUAUAAUAUAUAUUUCAUCAUUAUAGGAGUGGUAUGUUGGGUGUGCCGGGAGAGGGGGCACAUAAGCAUUAAGUGUCCCCGAAGAAAAGAAAACACUGGGGGGAGGGUGUACCAUUGUACAAAUUGUACAUUCCACAAUUGACAAAUGAAUAUCAUAUUUAAUUAAAUAUUUGCAAUUUAAAUUGUUAUUUUAUAAUUAUUAUUGUUAUUUUAUUUUUAAAAAAAUUCUUAGGGAGCAUUCAUAAAGUAUAUGGGCAAAAGCUAUUUUAAUUUUAUUUGAACAUUCUGACAAGUGUUUCAUACCACAAACCUUGAACUUUUCAAGGAAAGAUAAUAAGAUUUCUAUAUGUACCUGUAUUGGUCUCUCCUAGUCUCCUUGACACAUAAAUUCACCUAGCAUUGGACAGAUUAGGUCACAUUAGGGUGCAAUAUAUAACUUUGUUCAGGAAUGAUUUGCUCAGGAACAAUUUAGAUACAGUUAGGAAUGAUCAGUUCUGAAUCUCAAAACUUUUUGACUUCCUUUCACCCACAUGAAAACAUUCCUUGGUAAUGCAACAAUUUAAAUUAUUGCAACUGAAAGAAGAUGUCAUAAUUCUAAAAUUUAUAGAGGCUUUGCAUGGUCACAUGACUAUUGCAACAAAUUUAAAUUUGCCGCCAUGACAGGAGGCAGCUGUGUAUAAUCUGAAAAACAAUGAACCAGACAUUGAUUUUGCUAACAACAGUGACGAAGACCAAAAACUUAAGAAAAGCAUACCUGUUACCAACCUUUUUGCAAGCAAAAUACAGACUGAUAAGACUAUGGUUGACAUAGACCUGCUUAUAUACAGAUCUACCAAGAAUUUAAGCCAAGACAAUUUUGCAAGUGAAGCAUUUUUCCAAGGAGAUAACGAGAAGGUUAAAUUUUACACUGGGCUUCCUGAAUUGGCAGUUGUGAUGGUUUUAUUUGAACUGAUAAAGCCUGGACUUGUGGUUCGAAACUCAUUAACUAAAUUUCAACAAUUUUCACUCACUUUAAUGCGACUUCAUUUGAAUUUAUCUGUUCCAGACCUUGCAUAUAGAUUUGGAGUUCAUGCUUCAACAAUGUCAAGAGUGUUUCACAAUUGCAUCAAUGUCAUGCACUCUAGCACAAACUUUCUGAUUUAUUGGCCGACAAGACAGGAACUAAAUCUGACACGACCUAUGUUCUAUAAUACUUGACUGUUUUGAAGUAUUCAUUGAUCGCCCUUCUGAUUUACUAGUCCGAGCACAAACAUGGUCUUCAUACAAAAGUCACAACACAGCUAAAUUUUUAAUCGGUGUGACACCACAGGGCACAGUGUCAUUCAUAUCCAAUGCAUGGGGUGGUAGGGUAUCAGAUAAAUAUAUUACUGAACAUUGUGGUCUGUUGCAGAAAUUAUUACCUGGCGACAUGGUCUUUGCUGAUAGGGGCUUUGUUAUUGAGGACAGCUGUGGUCUUUACUGUGCCAUAUUGAGAAUCCCCUUGUUUCACUAAAGGUAAACCUCAGUUGUCACCUGUAUUUGUUGAAGCUAUAAGAUCCAUAGCAAAUGUCAAAAUACAUGUAGAAAGGGUGAUAGGCUGUGUACGUCAAAAGUACACCAUCCUUGGACAUGGAAUAGCUCCAAUUGACUAUCUGAAAUCUGACAAUGGGGAACCAUGCUUGCUUGAUAAGAUAGCCUUAGUAUCUUGUGCUCUUGUUAAUUGUUGCAAGUCUGUUGUUUCAGUUGAAUAG
This is a messenger RNA of Paramuricea clavata, 3113 nucleotides long. NCBI's taxonomy places the organism in Eukaryota, Metazoa, Cnidaria, Anthozoa, Malacalcyonacea, Plexauridae. The record is from the annotation of a GenBank genome assembly.